Molecule: messenger RNA, 2005 nt
Organism: Erythranthe guttata (spotted monkey flower)
Lineage: Eukaryota; Viridiplantae; Streptophyta; Magnoliopsida; Lamiales; Phrymaceae
Product: protein NRT1/ PTR FAMILY 5.10
Biological process (GO): transmembrane transport; dipeptide transport
Cellular component (GO): membrane
Molecular function (GO): dipeptide transmembrane transporter activity; tripeptide transmembrane transporter activity
Source: RefSeq, a predicted model, not a curated record
AAAAAAACAAACCGCCAAAAAAGUUUAACAGCAGCCGGGAAAAUGUAAAUAGAGCGAAAUAAACGAAUUCCUGUGUGUGUGUUUGUUCAUAUCCAAUUCGGAUUCCUUGUGGCGUACAAUGGACAUCGCCACAGCCGCCAUUUCCGAUGCCGAAGUUCCUCUGUUGAACGACGUCGUCGAGGGAUCCGUUGACUUCAAGGACCGACCCGUUUCCCGAUCCAAAUCUGGUGGCUGGAGAUCCGCUUCUUUCAUUAUCGGUGUGGAGGUGGCGGAGAGGUUUGCUUAUUACGGAAUAAGCUCGAAUUUGAUUAGCUAUUUGACGGGGCCCUUGGGUCAGUCCACCGCCACGGCGGCGGAGAAUGUGAAUUUGUGGUCUGGAACGGCGUCGCUUUUGCCGCUGCUGGGUGCAUUUUUGGCGGACUCGUUUUUGGGACGCUACCGCAUGAUUAUUGCCGCUUCUGUCCUGUAUAUUUUGGGACUUGGAUGCUUGACCCUGUCAGCUCUCGUUUAUUCUCUCGGCUCUUCCGACUGUGAAAAUGCUGCAAAUAACGCGUCUUGUUCUCCACCUCGGUUGCAAAUUAUUGUCUUCUUCUUCUCUUUGUACAUAGUUGCAUUAGGACAAGGAGGGCAUAAACCUUGUGUGCAAGCUUUCGGAGCUGACCAGUUUGACGAGCAAGAUCCGGAAGAAUGUAAAGCCAAAAGUUCCUUCUUUAAUUGGUGGUACUUUUCAUUUUGUGCUGGAGUUUUGGUGGCUCUAUCUGUUUUGAAUUACAUCCAGGACAAUUUGAGUUGGGGCCUUGGCUUUGGUAUUCCGUGCAUUGUGAUGUGCCUUGCUCUUAUUGUGUUUUUGCUUGGAACCUUUACGUUUCGGUUUCGCGUAAAUAGUGACGAGAUUAGCCCUUUUCUCAGAAUUGGUCAUGUGUUUGUUAGAGCAGCAAAAAAUUGGCACACUAAUCCUUCAGCUAUAUCCAUGGAAGCCGAAGCUCAAGGAGUUCUGCCUUAUGAAGGCUUUGAACAGUACAAGUUUCUGAAUAAAGCGUUACUCGGAUCGAAAGGUUCAAGCCAAGACAGCAAAGUUUGUAGCAUCACGGACAUUGAAGAAGCAAAGGCAGUUCUAAGGCUUGUCCCAAUAUGGGCGACCUGUCUGAUUUACGCGGUUGUAUUCUCACAGUCAUCCACUCUAUUCACGAAGCAAGGAGUCACAAUGGACCGUCACAUAACUUCCACUUUCCAAAUACCGCCCGCUUCACUCCAAUCCCUAAUCAGCUUAUCAAUCGUACUCUUCAUCCCAAUCUACGACCGCAUUCUAGUUCCAAUCGCCAGAUCCAUAUCAAGAAAACCGUCCGGCAUAUCAAUGCUUCAGAGAAUAGGUUCCGGAAUAUUCCUCUCUCUUCUCUCGAUGGUGAUUGCAGCUCUAGUGGAGAGGAAGCGCCUGGCGACAGCUGCCGAGCACGGAUUGGUGGACGAUCCGAAGGCGGUGGUGCCUAUGAGCGUGUGGUGGCUGGCCCCUCAGUACUUGCUCUUUGGAGUUUCGGAUGUGUUCACCAUGGUUGGUCUGCAAGAGUUCUUCUAUGAUCAGGUUCCGACUGAGUUGAGAAGUAUCGGUCUUGCUUUGUACCUCAGCAUAUUUGGUGUGGGCAGUUUUAUAAGCAGUUUUCUGAUAUCUGUUAUUGAGAAAUACACGAGUGGACCCAGUAAGGACAGUUGGUUUUCGGAUAAUUUGAAUCGAGCCCAUAUCGACUACUUCUAUUGGCUGCUUGCUGGGUUCAGUGGAGUUGCGUUUAUCGCGUAUGUCUACUUUGCGAAGUCGUAUAUCUAUAACAGAAAAGGUAAUGUGUGAUGUUAUUGCAACUAAGGCAGCCACAGCUCCAUAUAUAGGACAUAGAAUUGUAACAUUGUACUAGUGUUUGAAAUAUGAAUUGCAAUUGUUUGUUUGUUAAGGUUACUGUUUUAAUGGAAAAUCUAUAAUAUCAUUUUUAAUAUUAAUUGAAUUUUAUACUUUGGA